Cottoperca gobio is the source of this 570-nucleotide messenger RNA. RefSeq names its product HOATZ cilia and flagella associated protein (gene hoatz). The coding region runs from base 35 to 514 and encodes 159 amino acids. The record is from RefSeq and is a predicted model, not a curated record. NCBI's taxonomy places the organism in Eukaryota, Metazoa, Chordata, Actinopteri, Perciformes, Bovichtidae. The transcript has a single exon. Gene Ontology annotation, biological process: cilium assembly.
AAACAGCAGCGUGUUUAGUGUAACAUCUUGUUUCAUGAAAGUUUGUUGUUGGACAUUUGAAGGUAGUGAAAGUGAAAUGUGUGCCCUGGCGGAGCUUCCGGAGCAGGAGGACUUCACCGUGUUUGACGGCUCUUCCCCGGAGGACGUGUCUCACGCCCGGCAGCUGUGGAGCUCGCUGUCCCUCCUGCCGCCGCUGGAGUCCCGGCUGGUGUCCGCAGACAUCCGCCAGAGGCUGCCGGUGUCCCGGCCGCACUGCAGCAGCAGCGCCGCCGGUCCCAGACACCCCGCCCCGCAGACUGUGCCUGAUCUCCGGCAGAGGCGGGAGGAGAGGCAGCGGUUCGCCGCCAUGGCCGAGCAGAGGAGGGAGAUCCUGGCUCUGCUCAGCAGGCAGAGGGACCAGAGGGUCCAGAAGGAGCUGCUGUCGGUGCACUUUAAAGCGAAGCUGAAGCUCGGAGAGAAGGUGGUGCAGGAACCUCCAGACUCAGACAUGGAGCUGGUGAAGCAGCUGCAGUAACAUCUGUGUGCAUGUUUUGUUUUCCAGGAGAAACUUUAAUUAAAUCGGGCAAAUCA